Molecule: messenger RNA, 1320 nt
Organism: Talaromyces rugulosus
Lineage: Eukaryota; Fungi; Ascomycota; Eurotiomycetes; Eurotiales; Trichocomaceae
Exons: 3
Coding region: 1-1320 (439 amino acids)
Biological process (GO): positive regulation of transcription elongation by RNA polymerase II; transcription elongation by RNA polymerase II
Cellular component (GO): nucleus; Cdc73/Paf1 complex
Molecular function (GO): RNA polymerase II C-terminal domain phosphoserine binding
Source: RefSeq, a predicted model, not a curated record
AUGUCUUCGUCAGAGGAUGAAGAUGUCCGACGGCCUGGUCGCAAUGCCCGUGGUAGGCUAAGCGACGACGAAGGAAACGCAUCUGAAAUGGACCAGAACAAUGAUGCCGACGACAAGGAUGAUCUCUUUGGGUCUGAUAGCGAUGGGGGUCUGAACGAACUACCGGACCGCACGCUGAACGAUCCCGAACUCGAUUCUGGCGACGAUGAAGGGCGGUACGACCGAACAGGUGAUCGCAUGGAUUUAGCCGACGAUGGCGAUGAGGGUGGUUACGAGGAGACCCUCAAGGUCAUGGAUCUGAGCCUGGGUAGAGCACCGGAGCCACAGAGCACAAACCAAGAGGUUUAUACAAUGGAAAUGCCCAACUUUCUUGCACUUGAGACGGAGGAAUUCAGACCAGAGACUUAUGUUGCGCCGCCUUACUCGACCGCCGCCACUUCCUUGUGUUGGAGAUACGAUCCCAAGGACGCGUCCCAGCUUCAAUCCAACGUCCGCAUUGUCCAGUGGGAAGAUGGCUCCCUUACAUUGCAGCUUGCCUCAAAUCCGAAAGAACAGUACAGAAUUGCGUCCAAGCCAUUGGCGCCUCUCGACAAAGCAGGAAAUUACGAUCCUUCCUUGGAUACACAUACCUAUCUGGCGGCUGCCGCUGAGACCGCCUCGGUAUUCAAAAUCACCUCGCAUCUUACACACCAGCUGAAACCUCUGCCAACGAGUUCAGUAACGGACGAUGCUAUACAGCGGCUCCAAGAAAACCUGGUGGCUGCAGGCGCAACCAACAGAUUGAAUUCUUAUGGCUCAGGGAUUGCCAUUAUUGAUAUCAAUGAAGACCCGGAGCUCGCUGGAAAGAGGGCCGAGGCAGCCGAGAGACUAAAGAUGAGAGAGGACCGCAAGCGACAGCAAUAUGCCGACCGGGAACAAAACAAAACCGCGCGUCGUCCAACAUACCGAUCUUCUCGUGGCGGUCUGACUGCUGCGGGCCUAGAAGACGACGACGGCAUGCUUGCAACACGCCCGAUGAAGAAGCGUCCUCGUCCAAAUCGACGUGGAGAAAUCUAUUCAGACGACGAAGAAGACCAGGGCCGUCACCGACAAGACUCCUACGAAGUCGACGAUUUUGUAGCCGACGAUGAUGAAGAGCUUGAAGAGGUCGAGGACGCAUCUGGCUCGCUCCCAGAUGACGAAGCAGAUGCUGAAGGCGAGAGCGACGUAGAGAGACCUGCCCAAUCGCCUCCAAGGAGGACUGUAGCGGGUGAUGCUGGUUCACCGCCCGCCAGGAAGAAGAAUCGUUACCGAGUCGAAGAUGAUGACGAGGAAGAGUGA